Calidris pugnax (ruff) is the source of this 5515-nucleotide messenger RNA. It is a transcript of the gene RGL1, whose product is annotated as ral guanine nucleotide dissociation stimulator-like 1. Gene Ontology annotation, biological process: Ras protein signal transduction; positive regulation of GTPase activity. Lineage: Eukaryota; Metazoa; Chordata; Aves; Charadriiformes; Scolopacidae. Bases 103 to 3657 code for a protein of 1184 amino acids. The transcript has 19 exons. The record is from RefSeq and is a predicted model, not a curated record. Gene Ontology annotation, cellular component: plasma membrane. Gene Ontology annotation, molecular function: guanyl-nucleotide exchange factor activity.
CUGGCGGCGCUGUGCGGUCUCCCGGCGGCGCUGUGCGGUCUCUCUGGUGGAGCUUGACAGCCAGUUUUUCGCCCUGCGGACACGGAGAGAUUAUCUGGCGGGAUGUCCGCCAGAUUCAGCUUCGGUCCCGUUCUCCGACGGAUACGGAAAUUCUCCUUCAGGAAGCUCAUUUGUUGCGGAUUUCGUAAAAGACGAAAGAGCGACCCACCUGAUGAAGAUGUGGAAAGUAUAGCCAGCCUGCAAGAGAGCACCAUUCAGGAUGGAGGUGAAGAGGUAGAAGAGGGAGCUAUUUACCAUGUCACCCUGAAAAGAGUGCAGAUUCAGCAGGCUGCCAACAAAGGAGCAAGAUGGCUAGGGGCUGAGGGGGACCAGUUACCCCCGGAACAUACAGUCAGCCAGUAUGAAACAUGCAAGAUCAGGACAAUUAAAGCUGGAACUCUGGAAAAACUUGUGGAGAACCUUCUGACAGCUUUUGGGAAUAAUGAUUUUACCUACAUCAGUAUCUUCCUCUCAACAUUCAGGGCCUUUGCUUCUACUAAGGCAGUACUGGAACUUCUCCUUGACAGAUAUGGAAACCUGGAGGCUUUAACCUGUGAAGAUGGAAGCCAGAAUUCCUCUGAAUCCAAAACGGUCCUCAAGAGUGCAAUAGCAUCAAUCUUACGAGCCUGGCUUGAUCAGUGCCCUGAGGAUUUCAGAGAGGUGCCUGACUUCCCGUGUUUGCUGAAGUUGCUGGAUUAUCUGAAGACAAAUAUGCCCGGCUGUGACGCAGAAAAGAAGGCGCAGAACCUCUUGGAGCAAUUCCAGAACCAAGAAGUGGAAAAUGACAAUGCAUUCAAUAGCACUCUCGCCUGUAACCUGUCUGAUGAAGAGGAACUGGAGAUCAUUCCAGAAGAUUUCUCUUUUUUCCAAGAAGACCAUGUGGCAGAACAGUUGACAUACAUGGAUGCGGAACUUUUCAAGAAAGUUGUGCCUUACCACUGCUUGGGAUCCAUCUGGUCUCAUAGGGAUAAGAAAGAAAAUGAGCACCUGGUACCUACCAUCAGAGCCACCAUCUCUCAAUUCAAUGCAGUCACCAAGUGUGUUAUCAGCACUAUCCUGACGAACAGAGAACUCAAAACACAGCAAAGAGCCAAGAUCAUUGAGAAGUGGAUUAAUAUUGGACAAGAAUGUAGGAUGCUGAAGAAUUUCUCCUCCUUGAGGGCCAUUAUUUCAGCACUGCAGUCCAACUCCAUCUUUCGGCUGAAGAAGAUCUGGGCAUGCGUUCCAAAGGAUGUAAUGAUGAUGUUCGAAGAGCUGUCUGUUAUCUUCUCUGACAAUGACAAUUAUAUGGCAAGUAGGGAGCUACUAAUGAAGGAAGGAACAUCCAAAUUUGCGAAUCUGGACAGCAGUGUGAAAGAAAAUCAGAAAAAGACUCAGAGGCGACUGCAACUUCAAAAAGAUAUGGGAGUAAUGCAAGGCACUGUACCUUAUCUUGGUAUCUUCCUCACUGAUCUCAUCAUGCUUGACACAGCUCUUCAGGACUAUGUUGAGGGUGGCCUGAUAAAUUUUGAGAAGAGAAGAAAGGAAUUCGAAGUAAUUGCCCAAAUUAAGCUCUUGCAGUCUGCGUGUAACAACUACUGCAUAACACCAGACCAAAAAUUCAUCCAGUGGUUCAAGAGACAGCAGCAUUUAACCGAGAAGGAGAGUUACACCCUUGCACGUGAGGUGGAAGCAGCUGCUAACACUAGAUCGCCAAAACCUCGGAAAAGCAUGGUGAAGAGGAUCAGCCUAUUGUUUCUAGGCUCUGAGGGGAUCAACCACAGCACACCCAACAAAAAGCAACCCAAAUCUGCUCCACGUGGGAGCUCUGGUGAAAGCACGGACUCGGGCAGUGUUUCGUCGUGUGAGCUUAAUCAACCGGAAUAUGAAGACGUCUGCAUCAGUCCUAUUGGCACUCCUGAUGGGCUCCGGAAAAAGCUCUCCGAAUCCUCCAAAUCCUCCUGUUCCUCCACCAUUUCCAUGGAUACGUCUCCCUCGGCGGUGCCAUCUGUCAUCAAAACCCGUUCUAUACCGAACGCCGUGUCAGUGCCAUCUGAAGUCUCAACCCCUAUACCGAACGCUGUGUCGGUGCCAUCUGAAGUCUCAACCCCUAUACCGAACGCUGUGUCGGUGCCAUCUGAAGUCUCAACCCCUAUACCGAACGCUGUGUCGGUGCCAUCUGAAGUCUCAACCCCUAUACCGAACGCUGUGUCGGUGCCAUCUGAAGUCUCAACCCCUAUACCGAACGCUGUGUCGGUGCCAUCUGAAGUCUCAACCCCUAUACCGAACGCUGUGUCGGUGCCAUCUGAAGUCUCAACCCCUAUACCGAACGCUGUGUCGGUGCCAUCUGAAGUCUCAACCCCUAUACCGAACGCUGUGUCGGUGCCAUCUGAAGUCUCAACCCCUAUACCGAACGCUGUGUCGGUGCCAUCUGAAGUCUCAACCCCUAUACCGAACGCUGUGUCGGUGCCAUCUGAAGUCUCAACCCCUAUACCGAACGCUGUGUCGGUGCCAUCUGAAGUCUCAACCCCUAUACCGAACGCUGUGUCGGUGCCAUCUGAAGUCUCAACCCCUAUACCGAACGCUGUGUCGGUGCCAUCUGAAGUCUCAACCCCUAUACCGAACGCUGUGUCGGUGCCAUCUGAAGUCUCAACCCCUAUACCGAACGCUGUGUCGGUGCCAUCUGAAGUCUCAACCCCUAUACCGAACGCUGUGUCGGUGCCAUCUGAAGUCUCAACCCCUAUACCGAACGCUGUGUCGGUGCCAUCUGAAGUCUCAACCCCUAUACCGAACGCUGUGUCGGUGCCAUCUGAAGUCUCAACCCCUAUACCGAACGCUGUGUCGGUGCCAUCUGAAGUCUCAACCCCUAUACCGAACGCUGUGUCGGUGCCAUCUGAAGUCUCAACCCCUAUACCGAACGCUGUGUCGGUGCCAUCUGAAGUCUCAACCCCUAUACCGAACGCUGUGUCGGUGCCAUCUGAAGUCUCAACCCCUAUACCGAACGCUGUGUCGGUGCCAUCUGAAGUCUCAACCCCUAUACCGAACGCCGUGUCGGUGCCUUCUGAAGUCUCAAGCCCUAUACUGAACGCCACGUCGGUGCCAUCAUCUGAAGUCUCAACCCCUUCUAUACUGAACGCCAUGUCGGUGCCAUCAUCUGAAGUCUCAACCCCUUCUAUACUGAACUCCUCUUCUUCGGACAUGGACAUGGGCUCUGUCUCCGAGACACCUAAUACCUCAAAAGUGCUGCCUCUUGUUCACAACCAGCAGAGCUUGGAUUUGUGCCUCAUCCGCGUCAGCGUAGACGACGACAACGGCAACAUGUACAAGAGCAUCAUGAUAACUAACCAAGACAGAACUCCUGCUGUCAUCGAGAAAGCUAUGCUGAAGCACAACCUGGACUCUGAAAGAGUGGACGAUUAUGAGCUUGUACAGAUCAUCUCUGAGGACAAAGAGCUGGUGUUUCCCCACAACGCCAACGUGUUCUACGGCAUGAACAGCCGCGUGAACUUCGAUUUCAUCCUGCGGAAAAAAGCUCCAGUCAACAGACGGGCGAAACAGAGGGGCCGUUGCAUUCUGAAACUCCCCGGAACUACCAAACGGGGCCGUCGGAGCAAAAGGCCCAGCAAAAUUGCACUGUAAAGAGAGAGCAGGACGCGGGGAGGAGACCCUUUGCUACCAUCCAGUAUUACAGAAUCACAGCAGAUGAAUGUGUCAGUAUUCCAACUCCUACCAUCCACGAGGCUGAAGUGCAAAGUGAACAUCUGAUAGACCCUACAGCCAGAAAUGUGUCUCCUCCCUCGCAACUACAUACGGACUGACAAACACGGAUUUACGGGACACCGGACUGGAAUUUUUAUCUUUAUUUUCUUUUUUUUUUUUGUUUUGCACAUUUGCCUAAGAAGGUGAGAGCCCCCACUUAGAGGGGAAAACGGGACUGGAACAUUUGUCUUAAUAACACCAUACAAACCAACUCUUUUGUGAGAAAACAUUUUCCUUUGUGCCAGUAUUACACAGAAGAAGAGAAAUCUGAAUUUAUUUUUAUAAAACUGGAGAAGAAAAAGUCUCAAUACCAUUUUGCCUGAACCAAGGAGGAGGUCCCAGCCAGCCUCCAGCUGACUGACGGGAACACUGGUUUGCAGAAGGUGUGGGUGAGCUGAGCACCACGAGCAGCUGCUGCCUCCAGAAGACAUCUGCAUUCACAAAAAAGCAGGGUGGGUACGUCCCCAAAACGCUCAUUGCUGGAGACAGCAGAAACUGCAAGUGUGUGUACUGCUCCCACACGGCCGGCAAACUUUUAUUUGCACUUGUUCCACGCCAGAAAUUUACCUAUUUUUGGACUUUUUUUCCAAAGAACUUUACGAGAAUGGACUGCACUUGCUUUUGGAUGAAUGUCAUGUUUAUUUCAUGAACAAACACUACUUGUCUGGACUUAGGUCUUGUCUUAACGCCACUCCAGGGUGGUUUUCCUUUUACUUCGCUAACCCAGUGAACAGAAAUCGCUGCCUUUUGCGUGUACUCUGAAAUGACUGAUGACUCUGAAAUGACCUCUUUGUAAUGUGCAAUUACUCUUCAAGAGCAAAACUUUUAACUUGUGUUUUCAUUCAUGAGGGGCAACUACAGGACCCUUUAUUUUAAAAGUGGGUAUUAAGAGCAGAAGCCAGGUUUUAAACAUUGCCCCAACCAACCAGAGAUUUUAUAUACUUGUAGCAUUAUUAUGCAUAAUCUACAAGCACCUCCCUUGUUCUUUAUAUACAUCUAUUGAAUGAAUUUCCUGACAUGGUACAUCAGCUGGACUAAAGAAUUUAACCGUUUGUUCUCUGUGAAACUUUGAAGAACAGACUCCUUGAGUCUCUUCCCAGAAGACAGGCUUCCUUGAAAGGAUGGAGGUUUUAUUUUAAAAAGCCAUAAACGAGACAUUGGAUUGUACUAAAAAGGCUGUCUCUGAGACAGAUACGUCAGUAUUAAACUCAAAUACUGAACUUCCCACAUCUGGACCUUUCUUCCCCCCCGGUUCUGUAGCACUAAUUUCCAAAACCGGGCUCAUGAUCAGUUGAUAAACUGAUAAUGCAAACAAUGUUGGGUUGUACUGUGUUCUACACUACACGAUGAUUUACCACCUCUGUUUACAAGAAGCACCAUUGCAGGUCUGAUGAGUUUAAGAACUCCAACUGUAUGUUUGUUGGGAGGGUAAAGACAGCGAGUUUCUAACUGAGCCUUAACCUUUGCCCAGCGUUAGGGCAAGAUCGCAAGAGAAAUUCAGCUUCCUUUGUCUUUCAGUGUCAGCACACGUCAAUGUCUGUACGGUAUCCUUUGCUCAAGUACAGUUUUGGUCACUCAGAGGUUGUGUCUGUAUGAAGCUGAAAGUUGAAUGUUCUUGAUUUUAAAAUUACACCCUCCAAAAUGUUAUCUAUGAAAAAGCUGGUAUUAAUUGCUUACCUGUUGUCUUUAUACAACAAAUAAACUUUUUUUCCACUAAUAUUUGCCUGGAGUUAAUCAA